GAUGGCUGCAGAGAGGAUUUUCAGGCCAGGGUCUGAAAACACAGCUCUGUUUGUCAUGUUUCGAGACGGCUAGCAUCCUUGUCAUUCUCUAAGGAUUUGAAGAGGGGUUUAACAUGGGGUCUCAAACUCUCCAGAUACUAAGGCAGGGGGUCUGGGCUUCCAUCACAGGCGGAUGGUAUUACGACCCCCAUCAAAAUACAUUUGUUAAUGCCUUACACCUCUACAUAUGGCUCUUCCUACUGUGUUUCCCCUUCACGCUUUAUAUGGCCCUCCCUCCUACAAUGGUGAUCGUGGGGAUCUACUGCGGGGUGAUCGCUGGAAUGUUCAUCCUGCUGAAGGCGGUGAACUACAGGCUCCACCACGCGCUGGAUGAGGGUGAGGUCGUGGAGCGGCGGGCCAAGGGAACGGAGGGCAGAGGAGGAGGCACAGAGGGGGCAAACGAUGGCAGCGCCACCCGUCAGGAGGACAGCAACGGCCCUGGGGAUCCUGGAGGGGGCAUUGAGAUGGCGGACUUUGUCCGAGAGGAGACACCGCCAGUUGAUUGCAGCUCCAGGAACUCCUAUGCUGGAAUGGACUCAAACCACCAGAUUGCAUCCACUCAUGGGGGAACAGCCACAGCCAAAGCAGGAGAUGUGGGGAAAACCUCAGAUGACAUCAGUCUGAGCCUGGCUCAGAGCUGCAGUCAGGACCAAGAUUUGAUGUCAGACCCAAAGAUGUACUGCCUCGUUUCCAAUGACUCCUUCGCUUCCAUGCAACCCUCCACCUCUCUGGGCCCUCAGGAUCUCUAUGGCUCUGCCACCCACCCCUUCAGCCAGUCCCUGUCCUCCUGUGAUACAGAGGUCUCUGCCCACCCCCCAGCACAUUCCCAGUCUUUCCGGAAGGAGGCACGACCUCGCGGCCUACCACGCACCUCCAGCUCAGCUGGUUCUGCCUUUCCCGACCCCUCCAUGCCAGACUUCAAUCUGUACGCUGCUCCCCGCAGGGGGGGCCUGGAUCCUGUUUGUGAACUGGAGGCAUCACGACCCCUUAGGACCCAGGAGCAGGAUUCAGCCGUGCCCUCCACCUCGGGAGCUGAAUGCUGCCGACAUCACCAUCAUCAUCAGCAACAGCAGCAGCAGCAGCAGGACCCGCAGCGUCUUACCCGCUCAGCUUCGCGAGAGGCUGGGGAGGGGAGCUCCGGACUGUACCAAGGUCAACAGGGCAGCGGGGGAGGAGUGCCUUGCGGGGAGAAGGCUCUGGGCGGCAAGAGAAGCGCGGACAGCCUGCGCAGUCUGAGCACACGCAGCAGCGGCUCCACGGAGAGCUACUGCAGCGGCACGGACCGUGACAGCAACAGCACGGUCAGCAGCCUACACAGCGAGCAGACCAGCUCCACGCAUGUGGAGAGCCUGCUCUCGCUGUCGGGGGAUGAGCGGGGUGGCCGUGAGCAAGGGGAUGCUAACGGUAACCCUGCCCUUGCUCCCGUAGAUCCCCAGGGCGGCGCCCGUACCCCCAGCAGCCUUGCUUCCGGGGAAGCCAACAAAAAUCCCCAUGCCAAUGAACUCACAACCAAACCACCAGCCGGCACCUUGCCCUUACCUGCGCAGGACAGCACCGAGCCUGGAGGUCUGGUUCAGGAUGACUUGGGGUCAAGGACUAGUGCAGACGGCUCUGCCGCGGCUGGAUCCUCCACCAGCCACCAGCAGGAGCCGGACAAGGUUGAUGCAUCUUUGGCCAGACCAACCAAUCAGGUGCACCGGACGUCCUCAUCUUCUGCCCCUUCUCGCAGCGGGAAACGACGGACAGGCAAGAAGCGGGCGAGUAGCUUCGAUGCUAGCCGGCACAGAGACUAUAUAUGCUUGCGAGGCAUGGCUAAGCCGCGGAGUGCCGUGUUUGUGGACGGGGGCAGGAGUGGAGGGGGGAGCAAACCGGGGGAGGAGGACUCAAGCGACCAGAGCGAGCUGAGUUGCGCCUCCAGCCUGCACUCCGCCCACCAGCUCAGCACGGACAGCUCCUCCAGCACCACCUCGCACUCCUGCCACUCGCCUGAAAGUCGAUACGCAGUGCUGCGUGCCAAGCACAAUGCCACUAAAGCUCAUCAACAUGCCACGGCCGGCGAGAGGGAAAGGGAGAGGGGCAAACGCCGGGCAUCCCGCCGCACACCCAGCACAGGCAGUGCCAAGACCCACGCUCGUGUUCUGAGCCUUGACAGUGGCACCGCCGCCUGCCUUAAUGACCCUUACCAUCUAGGGGCGCCAACCGGGCCCCGGCCUCUCACCACCUCCAAGUCGGACCUGGAGGCCAAAGAGGGGGAGGUUCUAGAUGCUGCGUCGCUUCUCGGCCGGGCCUCCCAGCUGGAGUCAGUCACGCGCUCUAGGAACAGCCUACCCUGUCCAGCAGUCUUCACUGAAGGACAGGAGCCUACAGCAACUUCCUCUAGAGCCUCUGGGAACGAGGAAACGGUAACGUUUCGACGUGAGCGUAGCACAUUCCGCCGCCAGGCAGUACGCCGGCGACACAACGCCGGGAGUAACCCCACGCCCCCCACCUCCCUCAUCGGAUCCCCUCUCAGUCUUCAGGAGGCCCUUAGCCAGGCUUCCCAGCCAUCUACUUCCCAGGUGAAAGGUCAGCCAUCCCGAACCCCUUCCCAGGUGACUGUAUUAAGUGCGAGUGCCUCCCUGCUGGCCAGGAAUGGAAGCGCACCCCUGGAGGGCUCUCAGGACAAAGCCUCCACCGUGGGUACCACCAGCCUACAGGAUGACUUCGGCAAGCUCACACCCCCACUGUAUGAAGCAGGAGGAUAUGAGAUGUCCUUGGUCAACUUCGAACCUGCAACCAGAAGGGCCUCCAAUAAUAUAUGGGACACAGACUCUCACCUCUCUAGUUCUACCUCAGUUCGUUUCUAUCCUCAUGACCUGUUCUCUUUCCCUCAGAUCCGUCUGAAUCGUCUUCUUACUAUGGACCCAGAGCUGCUGGAGCAGCAGGAUGGGGACCUGAGUCCAGAGCUCCAGGAGGCCCCUCUUGGCUCCGAGGAUGCUGCUGCUCUAGCACGCAAGGCCAAACAGUACUACCGCUUCUGGCUGCUCCCAUACCUGUGGGUCGGCCUGCAUUUCGACAGACUGACCCUACUCGCCCUCUUUGACAGGAACCGAGAGGUUUUGGAGAAUGUCCUCUCUGUGGUUCUGGCAGUUCUAGUGGCCUUUCUGGGAUCUGUGCUGCUCAUCAAUGGCUUUUUCACAGACAUUUGGGUCUUUCAAUUCUGCUUAGUCAUCGCUAGCUGCCAGUAUUCGCUGCUGAAGAGUGUGCAACCAGACUCUUCUUCUCCUCGACAUGGUCAUAAUCGGAUCAUAGCUUACAGCAGGCCGGUGUAUUUCUGUCUGUGCUGUGGACUCAUUUGGCUGCUGCACUAUGGCAGCGUGAGCUCCAGUCCCUCACGUGUCACGCUCUACGGCGUCGCCCUCACCAGCUCUCUGCUGCUCACUUCCGCCAGAGACCUUGUCAUCGUAUUCACUCUCUGCUUCCCCAUUAUCUUCUUCGUGGGGCUUCUCCCUCAGGUCAACACCUUUGUCAUGUACUUGUUUGAGCAACUUGACAUCCAUCUCUUUGGAGGGACAGCCUCCACCAGCUUGCCCUCAGCUCUGUACAGCGUCCUGCGUAGUCUCGUUACCGUGGCAAUGCUCUACGGACUCUGCUACGGUGCCCUGAAGGAGUCAUGGGAUGCUCAGCAUAUUCCUGUACUGUUCUCUGUCUUCUGUGGUCUGCUGGUCGCCGUGUCCUAUCACCUGAGUCGACAAAGCAGCGACCCCUCAGUCCUCAUAUCCUUGAUACAGUCAAAAGUUUUUCCAAACGUGAAGGACAAAAACCCAGAGGAUUCCCUGUCCGAAGUGCAAGACCCUCUUCCAGAGAAACUGAGGAACUCUGUGAAUGAGAGACUGCAGUCAGACCUGAUUGUCUGUGUGGUCAUCGCUGUUCUCUAUUUCGCCAUUCACGUCAGCACGGUCUUCAUUGCUCUGCAGCCUUUCCUGAGUUAUGUACUAUAUGCGUUGGUGGGAGCAGUUGGUUUACUCACCCACUAUCUGUUGCCCCAGUUGCGUAAACAGCUGCCCUGGUACUGCUUUUCCCACCCUUUGCUCAAAACCAAAGAGUACUACCAGUUUGAGGUCAGAGAGGCGGCUCAUGUGAUGUGGUUUGAGCGUGUACACGUGUGGCUGCUGUUUGUGGAGAAGAACGUGCUGUACCCGCUGGUCAUCCUUAACGAAGUCAGCGGCAGCGCCCAGGAACUGGCCAGUCCACACAAACUCAACACAGAGGUUGGAGCAUUGAUAAUAACUAUAGCUGGACUCAAACUCCUGCGGUCGUCCUUCAGUAGCCCCACGUACCAGUAUGUGACUGUUCUCUUCACUGUCUUCUUCUUUACGUUUGACUACCACCACCUGUCAGAGACCCUGCUGCUCGACCUCUUCCUCAUGUCCAUCGUCUUCAGCAAGAUGUGGGAGCUCUUCUAUAAGCUGCAUUUUGUCUACACCUACAUCGCUCCGUGGCAGAUCACCUGGGGUUCGGCUUUCCACGCCUUCGCCCAGCCCUUCGCCGUGCCUCAUUCUGCCAUGUUGUUUGUCCAGGCUGUGGUGUCAGCCAUUUUCUCUACACCUCUCAACCCUUUCCUUGGCAGUGCCAUCUUCAUCACCUCGUACGCCAGGCCCGUCAAGUUCUGGGAGAGAGACUACAACACUAAACGUGUGGACCACUCAAAUACCAGACUGGCCUCUCAACUGGACAGAAACCCAGGGUCUGACGACAACAACUUGAACUCUAUCUUCUACGAACACCUGACGCGCUCUCUCCAGCACUCUCUGUGUGGGGACCUGCUGCUGGGCCGCUGGGGAAACUACGGCACGGGGGACUGCUUCAUCCUGGCCUCCGACUACCUCAACGCCCUGGUCCACCUGGUGGAGAUCGGCAACGGACUCGUCACCUUUCAGCUCCGCGGCCUGGAGUUCAGGGGUACGUACUGUCAGCAGCGGGAGGUGGAGGCCAUAACUGAGGGGGUGGAGGAAGAUGAAGGCUGCUGUUGCUGUGAACCAGGUCACCUCCCUCACGUCCUGUCCUUUAACGCGGCGUUCGGCCAGCGCUGGUUGGCCUGGGAGGUGCUGGUGACUAAGUACGUGCUAGAGGGCUACAGCAUCACGGAUAACAGCGCGGCCUCAAUGCUGCAGGUCUUUGACCUGCGUCGCAUCCUCACCACUUACUACGUUAAGGGUAUAAUCUACUAUGUGGUGGCAUCUCCUAAGCUGCAGGAGUGGUUGGCCAAUGAGGCCAUGCAGGAGGGUCUGCGGAGCUGUGGCGAGAGGAACUACGUUGACCUGGACCCUACAUUUAACCCCAAUAUUGACGAGGAUUACGACCACAGACUGGCUGGCAUCUCUAAGGACAGUUUCUGUGCCGUCUACCUCAGCUGGAUCCAGUACUGCAACUCCAGGAGGGCCAAGCCAUUGGACUGUGAGAAAGAUUCGCCAUUGGUAUUGCUGUGUUACGGACUGUGUGUUUUGGGCAGGAGGGCGCUAGGAACUGCAGCACAUCACAUGUCCAGUAACCUGGAGUCGUUCCUGUAUGGGCUGCAUGCGCUGUUUAAGGGGGAUUUCAGGAUCUCCUCUGUGAGGGACGAGUGGAUCUUUGCAGAUAUGGAACUGCUGAGAAAAGUCGUCGUGCCUGGAAUCCGAAUGUCCUUAAAACUCCACCAGGAUCACUUCACCUCUCCAGACGAGUACGAGGAGCCAGCAGUUCUGUUUGAGGCCAUAGCGUCGCACGAGCAGAACCUGGUGAUCGCCCACGAGGGUGACCCGGCGUGGCGUAGUGCCGUUCUGUCCAACUCCCCCUCCCUGCUGGCACUGCGGCACGUUCUGGACGAGGGCACCAACGAGUACAAGAUCAUCAUGCUCAAUCGCCGCUACCUGAGCUUCAGAGUCAUUAAGGUGAAUAAGGAGUGUGUGCGUGGGCUGUGGGCAGGGCAGCAACAGGAGCUGGUUUUCCUGCGGAACAGAAACCCCGAACGCGGCAGCAUACAGAACGCCAAGCAGGCGCUGCGGAACAUGAUCAACUCCUCGUGUGAUCAGCCAAUCGGAUAUCCCAUUUAUGUGUCGCCCCUGACGACGUCCUAUUGCAACUCGCACGCUCAGCUCAGACACAUUCUAGGCGGCCCAAUCAGCAUCGGCAACAUCCGAAACUUCAUCGUUAGCACUUGGCACAGACUUCGUAAGGGUUGUGGAGCAGGCUGUAACAGUGGCGGGAAUAUCGAGGAUUCGGAUGCAGGAGGUCUGUCUUGCGCCAGUGGGAAUGGGACGGGCGUCAGUGACUCGCAGCAAAGCUCCGUCUCACAGGGUGGAGUAUCUGGUCCCAACGCGCCUCACUCCUACCAGCCCCACUCUCUAGGUACCAGUCAGAGCUCUCAGUCCGUUCAGUCUGGACUGGUGCGUCACUCUCCGGCCCGGGCCUCAGUGGCCAGUCAGUCGUCAUCAUACCGCUACAGCAGCAGCCGCCACUCAUCCCUGCGCACCUCAACCACGGGCCUGGAGCCCUGUCGCCGAUCCUCCACCAGCCAGCUGUCGCUGCGCACGCUGCCCACGUCCCUGCAGCUACGCCUGGGCUCAGGACCCAGCCCUGCCCCUGACCCUGCAGGACCCUCCAGCUCCCUCUCCAGUCACAGCAUCCCGCCCUGCAAACGUCACACCCUGGUGGGGUUGCUCGGUAACGACGGGCUAGGAGUGGGGAUGGGGGCGGUGACAGGGGUGGAGUCUCAACACUUUCAGCAUUAUCAUCAUCACCACCCCGCUGCCUCACUGUCUUGUGUGAGGAGAGACGACAUCUCUUACAGAGUACAGAUAGUGGAUGUGAAUCAGGUCCUGGAGGUCAUUAACCUGUCUAAGAGGAAAGAGCUGCAGUGGCCGGACGAGUCCAUCAGACUGAGAGCCGGACGCAGCUGGUGGAGGGAGUGGAGCCCCCAGGAGGGCAUGGAAGGACAUGUUAUUCACCGGUGGGUGCCUUGUAGUCGGGAUCCAGCCAGCCGUUCCCACGUGGACAAAACCAUCCUGCUGGUCCAGGUGGAGGAUAAGCUGGUGCCCAUUAUUGAGACGGGGGUCAUUGAGCUGGGGGCAGAGGUGUGACACAACACCUCCCCCCCGCCCCGCCCACGUCGCGGAGACAGCCUACCAGUGGAAAGGCUGACGCCCCUCUGCGUCUCAGACCCCACCCCCCUUUCCAGAGAGCUACAGGGGGCACAGGAAGCCAGGGAUACGUGCAAAUAGAGGCAGACCAUGCACACGCAAGAAUACAAGCACACACACACACACAUUCACAUACUCAGACAGAAUAUCUGCCUUUGCUUCGCAUCACUCAAAUAUGCUGCAUGACAGACUGGACUCCCGUUGAAAUCUGCUCCUUUUUAUUUCUGUCGGGUGAAUGCUGAUCUUUCUUUACUCUUUUUUUUUUUUUGUUUGUUUGUUUCUAUGCAUCUCAUAAUGACUUUGUCAUGAACAGUACAUGUAUACUGACACAAGACAGGUACAAACUGACAUAGACUGGACUGUUUUAUCUCAGCCUCAGAGACACAGAGAUGGAGGAAACUCAAAGUUUGUGCUUUUUUUUGCUUCUUUUUUUUUAAACAAGUGUUUUUAUUUUAUUUAUUUCUUAUCCAGAUCUUUUGCCAAAAAUCUCCUGGUGCACUUGAAUGCCCAGGCUUUCCUACACAUGUGAAGAAGCAUGUGAGAGUUAAGUUAUGUUUUUUGCUGCCAAGACUUUACUGAAACUGCUGAAGCCUUUCGGGUGAAUGGUAAGAAGCAGGUGCUGCACCCAACACAGACAUGUUUUUUUGUUUUUUUUUGUUUCUUAAUUUGUUUGCCAUUGUCAUUCCAAUUUGUUGUGUUGGAGGAGAAAAAACAAGAAGUAUUGCGAGAGAAAAAUAAUACUUGCACUAUGAUUUUUUUUUUCUGUUAUUAUUUGUUUUGAUUUACAGCAAUGCACUACAAUCUUUAGGCUAUAUCAUCUUUAUUUAUUACAAACUCUCUUGAAUCGCCAUGGUAACUGAUGCCUUGGGAAUGAAAAAUGCAAUCGUCAUACUGUUUUUUUUCUCAUGCUUUUUUUGUUCUGUGGUUUUCUUUAACUUGAAAACAAGGUUUGUACCUUCGAUAGUUAUAUAUGGAUAAAUAUAUACAUAUAUAUAUAUUAUGUCACUGUAAAAAGGAUUUUGCUUUGAA
This is a messenger RNA of Chanos chanos (milkfish), 8225 nucleotides long. It is a transcript of the gene pcnx1, whose product is annotated as pecanex 1. Gene Ontology annotation, cellular component: membrane. The transcript is spliced from 36 exons. The coding region runs from base 114 to 7136 and encodes 2340 amino acids. The record is from RefSeq and is a predicted model, not a curated record. NCBI's taxonomy places the organism in Eukaryota, Metazoa, Chordata, Actinopteri, Gonorynchiformes, Chanidae.